AUGUCAUGCGUACUGCAUUGUGCAGCCCUAGUCUGCACCAUCAUUUGUAUACUGUUCAAUAAUAUCCCAAAAAUCAGAGUUAAGAUGCCAACAAUUGUUGUAGUCGUGAUUCUUGUCUUUGCCGCUUCCUUCAACGCAGUUGCAGCUAUUCUAUUAUUCAUAUACAAACCAAAGGAUGAAAAGCAGGAACCCGUUAUGCUUGCAGCUGCGGUGUGUGGUCAUAGUUAUUAAUU
This is a messenger RNA of Cylicostephanus goldi, 233 nucleotides long. The record is from the annotation of a GenBank genome assembly. Lineage: Eukaryota; Metazoa; Nematoda; Chromadorea; Rhabditida; Strongylidae.